Molecule: messenger RNA, 6752 nt
Organism: Trichosurus vulpecula (common brushtail)
Lineage: Eukaryota; Metazoa; Chordata; Mammalia; Diprotodontia; Phalangeridae
Gene: PPM1F
Product: protein phosphatase, Mg2+/Mn2+ dependent 1F
Exons: 8
Coding region: 125-1423 (432 amino acids)
Biological process (GO): protein dephosphorylation; negative regulation of protein kinase activity
Cellular component (GO): cytosol
Molecular function (GO): cation binding; protein serine/threonine phosphatase activity
Source: RefSeq, a predicted model, not a curated record
UGCGCGUGCGCGUGCGCCCGGCGGGUCCCGGCGGCGAGCACGGACCCUGAGAGUACGGGAGCGCGGGCGCGGCCCCGAGCCAGAGGGAAGACACCCCUUGACAAGUGCCAGCGAUGUUCACACGAUGACCUCGGCUGCUCCACAGGAGAGGGGGCCGCUGGCCUCUAGCAUGGAGGCUGCCCAGAGGUUCUUGGACUCUUUUCUGCGGGAGUUUCCAGGCCCCUUGAGCCCAGAGGCAGCAUUGCCGUGGAAGGUGCUGGGAGCGCCUCUGAGCCAGGAAGAAGUGGAGGGGGAACUGAUCGAGCUGGCCCUGGGCCUCCUCAGCAGCAGGAAUGCGUUGUUGCCGCUGGCGUGCUCCCUGACCCAUGAAGCUGUUACCCAGCUCCUGCAGGCUGACCUGUCCGUCUUUAGGCAGCUGCCCAAGCAGGAGAAAGUGGAUCAAGAGGAGGAAGAAGAGGAAGAAGAUGGGGUCAGUGUCUCCUUGCUGGAUGCAGAGAGCCUGCAGCGAUAUUUCUUCAAUAAGCUUUGGGAAGUUUGCAGCCAGUGGCAGAAGCAGAUGCCAGCCCAUUCCAGAUGUGCUUCUCAUCCCUGGCUGACAUCCAUCCAUGCCAUCCGAAACACCCGCCGCAAGAUGGAGGACCGCCAUGUUUCCCUUCCCGCCUUCAACCAGCUCUUUGGUUUCUGUGACCAGGUGGAUCGAGCCUACUUUGCCGUUUUUGAUGGUCAUGGAGGAGUCGACGCUGCCAGCUAUGCUGCAGUCCACAUGCAUGUCAAUGUUGCCCGGCAUCCAGAGGUGACCAGAGAUCCUGCAGAGGCCCUCCAAGCGGCGUUCAAGCAGACGGAUGAGAUGUUCCUCCGGAAAGCCAGGCGGGAGAAGCUGCACAGCGGCACCACGGGGGUCUGUGCAUUCCUUGUGGGACGCACCAUCCACAUGGCCUGGCUUGGGGACUCUCAGGUCAUGCUGGUGCAGCAGGGGCGAGCCCUGGUACUGAUGGAGCCUCACAAGCCAGAGCGCCAGGAUGAGAAGGAGCGCAUAGAAGCCCUGGGCGGGUUUGUGUCCUUCAUGGACUGCUGGCGAGUCAAUGGGACCCUGGCUGUUUCCAGAGCUAUUGGGGAUGCCUUCCAGAAGCCUUACAUAUCUGGCGAGGCUGACGUGGCCUCCCAUGAUCUCACGGGCACAGAAGACUACCUUCUCCUGGCUUGUGAUGGCUUCUUCGACUCUGUCCCACAUGACGAGGUGGCCGGCCUGGUCCGUGACCUUUUGGUCCAGAGUGAGGGCAGUGCUUUGCGGAUUGCUGAGGAGCUGGUGGCGGCUGCUCGUGAGCGGGGCUCUCGUGACAAUAUCACUGUCCUGGUGGUCUUCCUCAGGGACCCCCAGGAGCUUCUCAAAGACUGGAUUCCUGAGGCAGCAGAUGCCCAGUAGGACCUUAGUGCAGGAGGCUCAGUCUCUGCCUUCUUGGGGCCCCAGAGUGGCAGUGUGGGCAGCAGCCUGGGGCUCUGAGAGGUCCUGUGACCUGGGCACCCCCUCCCCCUGCUCCCCUGCUUCCCCACCCCACUGUAGGACUUAGCCUGGGCUGUUGCUUCCAGUAUUACUAACCCUUUCCCAGGGUCUCAUGUCCAGCUCCCCUCCCCACCGAGCUAUGAAAACUGGAUUCCAUCCUAUGCAGUUAGGUCAAUGGUCCCCUGAAUUCUCAGGACAGAAAUGUCCCAAACAGUUAACAGUUACUACCAAAGAGAGUGUUCUGUAAAGCCUUCUGCCCUCCUGGUGCCGGGGCAGUCCUGGGCAGGCUUUCACAGACCAAACAGACCAAAGACAAGCAGGCUGGCCCACGUGCCAGGCCUUCUCAGCCAGUGGGGCAGAGGAGGAGCAGGAGGAGGAAAAGGAAAGGAGAGCCUCCCACCUGCCCUCCCAGCCCCCUCAGCGACCCCCCCCCAGGGUCCGCCAGCCGCCUGGGUGGGCUGGUCCCUCUCCAGUCUCCUCCCUGACCAGCCCCAAGUGGGUGGGGAGAGGGCACAGCAGGCUUCUUUGCGUGCCAGGCCAAGCCAGGUGUCAUAUACAGAGCUCAGUGCCAGCCACCUGGGCAGGCUGGUCCCUCGCUGGUCUCCUCUGUUACCAGCCCCUCGUGCCAGGCUGAGCCAGUUGUCCUGGCCCUUUCACAGAGGUCAGUACCUUGUGAGCUUGACUUUGGGCUGAGCACGUUAGGGCAGACCCUUCCUAUACAGUGUUACUUUGCAAUGGUUUUAUUUUCAAGAAGAUGUAAAAGAAAAGCCCUUCUAGGUGGCUUUGCCAUCCCGCCAAGUGCCUUCAGCAGUCUCAGACAGGAAGUUGCCAGGUGCACAGUUUGCAGUUUCAGGCAGGGCACGGUGUUCCCCACCACAGGGAAAGGGACAGGAAUCCAGCCUUACUGAAGAUUUCAGUUUGUAAAAUGGCCCCAGGGGAGACCAGGGAUUUUCCUGGAGUGGGAGAACACACCAAAAGCCUGGGGUGGGCCUGACCCGUGACCUGUCCUAAGAAACAGGAUCAUGGGGGCUUUUUAGGAAUGACCUGAGGAGUCUGGCCAUACCUACCUGGCUUAGCCCGGAAAUCUUGGACAACUCACUCCCUUUCACUACUUUCCUUUCCUGGAAAUGGUUGGGUUGGUAGGGGAUCCCAGAAUUGUAAAGGACUCAGAAGUCAUGUGGUCCAGCCUUUACCAGAACAGGAAUCUUGUCCGGCAUCCCUGAGCAGUGGCCAUCCCACCUCCAGGGAUGGAGGCUCAUGGGCUCUUCCUCCUCCUAAGGCUCUGAUUUACUCAGAGGCUUCAGAUGCUUGAGUUCCCUGUGGGCCCCUCCUCUUCCCCAGCCUGGGCCUGUUUCUUCCUCUGCCUGAUGAUGCAGAUGAUUCUGUGACCUCUGAGGUUCUUUCCAGCUCCAGACCAAGGAUCCAAGGCUGUGUGGCUCCACAUUGGGUGAAUGGGGCUGCCCCGGGUUUGAGUCAGUGUCUUCUCUUGGAAAAACCACUGGUUUCUGCUGAUGGCUCCUGUUUGCUCAGGGCCUGCCAGUGGCAGUUCCCAGGUUCAUUUUGACCCAGUGAGUCAAACCAAGCUCAAGUUCAUUGUGGUGACUGAAACCUGGGGGAGAGGGCCCGGCCAGGCCAUACAGAUGCCUCCCAGGUCUGCUGCUGAGCCCUUAUGGUCCCCAGCACAGUCUGGAUGCCCAUGUCUGCAGGGCCUUAGAAGAGAGGCCUGGGAGGGACUUCAAGAAUCUACACUGGAAGGCCCAAUGGAUGAUCCCUUCCAACACCUCUAACAAUGAGGAGCUCACCCCCUCCAUGCCAUAUUCCAGGGGCAUGUCUCAUAAAGAUAAGCAUCAGCUGCGGGGAAGCUCCAGGGGAAUCAGGAAGAGCUGUCUGAGCUUGGCCAGUGGUGCCCACUCCUCUGCGUAAGGACAGGCUCUAGCUCCAGGCAGAUCUCACCCGUCCUUGGUUCUGAAGCCUCUCGAUGGGCACACUUGAAACCAUGUCCUCCCCUCCUCUGUUGGUCACUUGGCGCCUUGGACCCCAGAGCAACUCGGGAGCAGCUGGUAGAAUGACCUCAGGAGGAAGAAGGCCCUAGAGCGCUUGGCCAGUGUGGACUGAUUCAUUCUUUGCUGCUUCCAUUUCCCUCCUUCUGCUCACAUGGGCUUCACGGGGAAUGGCUGAUUCACAGAUGCUUUAUCCCACAUGGACUAUGUCUGUUCCCUUCCUUGCCCAUCUUGGGGCCCAAGGGAGCAGCAGCACACCGCCACCCCCGCCAGGUCCACCUUGGAAGCCAGGCUGCUGUGGCAGAGGGAAGGAGAGGACAGAGUCCCAGGAUCCUCAGUCUGCACUCCCUCCCCCUCGCCCCCACCACUUCACUAUGGAAAACCUUCCUGGAGGAGGCUGGCUUCUAGGGGCACCCCUCAAGUGUACCCUGUUAGCGCUGGUUUAAUGCAUUAGCCACUUACUGUUUAGUAUGCCAGUGUAGACCACACUUGCCUGGCCCCCUGACCGGCAGCUUGUGACUGGGGCUGUUCUUAGCCUUCCCAGAUCAGCAUUUGCCAGAGCUGUGCCCUUGAGAAUCCAGGCUCCACCUCCAUCCUAGAGUAAGGCAGCUCUUUUCUGGCUCACAUAGACUUUGGUGGGCUAGCCUGGGAACACAACCACAGUGUCCUGACUGGGUGCCUUUCCAGGCUGGGGCCAGCCAGGUCUGCCCUGCCUAGCAUCGUAGCUGCUGCCUCUUGAUCAGCAACAGGGAAAGCAGAGGCUUUCUUGGGUUUAGCUGGCCUUAAUGGCAUCUCCUGUCUGUUGGUUGCUUGGUGCACCUUCCAUUCAGAGUACAGGGCCCUGGGGAGUACCAGGGCCAUGUAGGACUGAGCCUGAGGGUCUUCAUGCCACCUGGGGAUUGGCGCUCCCAGCCAAAUGCCAAGCAGUUGGUUGGGACUGCUCUGCAUAGUGUCCCUGUCUCCAGCAGAGAAGGAUGAUUAAGUAUUAUUAGUGUCUAUUUUUAAAAUUAAGUGGGUUGGGAGACUAAGCUGCAAAUGUCAGCUCCUUCUACAGAGAUCCAAAUGCUAGGAGCCAGGUGCCCCCCUCCCCCAACACUUGUGUUUUUUAAGGUACAGCUAAUUCUGAUGCCUUUUCUUCAGGCUGGGAGAGUGGGAGGAGAGGGAGACAGGAGGUGAGGACAGGUGCUGGCCCAAGGGUUCUACUGCCCACGGCGAGUCCCCUUCCCUUCUCCUGCCCCCAGCGUCGAUGGUGGAGGACAGAAGACCAGGGGGCCUAACUCAGGAAGGGACUGGUACUGUCUCAGGCCCAGUGCCCAGCAUCCCAGACACCUCAACGUCCCACAGUGCCUUUGGUGACCCCUGGGGCAGGCCCCCUCCCCUCUUGGAGCAUCGGCUUCCUCAUCUGUAGUAUGAGAGUUAGCUGAGGUGGGCGAGAAGUCCUUCUAGGUGAACAUCAACCCCUCAAGCCCUCCCCCUUCUGUGGCUGCCCUAAAGGCUGCUCCAUUUCCUGGGAGUUCUGCUCCCUGCUGCCUCCAGGCUCAGCUGGACUCUGGAUCAGGGCUGCCAACCUUCCCCCCAAGGGCUUCCAUGGCCCGGGUUAUAGGGUGAGUGGAAAGUGUCCUGGGUGAGUCAAGGCUGGCUCGGGCCAAGAAAGAGCAAAGAGGAAAGUAUGUGUGUGUGCACGUGUGCGUGCGCGUGCAUGUGCGCUUCAUAUGAAGGCAAACCAAAGGCUGUGUUGGCCCCUGAGGAGUAUGAGCCUUGGGAUGGGGAGAGAAUAGCCCAUCCCUGGCCACAGGGUCUGCCAACAAUACAGAUGAGCUCAGAGCUGGCAGCGUUGAAUGCAAGUGCUUUUUGGCCCAGGGCUAAGUAUUCCUCAGCCUCACUUGGCAUUCCAAUGAUUGAGAGGAGCUGUACACAAACAUGUUUCCCACCUCAGUGCCCAGGCACAACUGCAGCCACAGGAGGCCCUAGGGAUGCAUGGCCAGAAGCAUCAUGUCACAGUCAGACUACACUGGAAGUAUCAUGUACUCUUCCAGCAUCAUGUUUAGGAAGGAUGGAUGCAAGCUGGAGGCUGUCCAGAGGAGGGGAGCCAGGAUGGAGAGUGGCUUGAAGACCAAGCUAUACAAGAGUCAAGGAUCUUGAGACCUGAGGAGUGGGGUGUGAUAAAGGGCUGCCAUGUGAGAAGCAUUGACUGGGCAGAACUAGGAACAGUGUGGGUGUGACAGAAGAGACAGCUCUGCUCGAUGUGAGGAGAAAAUGCCUAAUGAUUAAGAGUUGUCCAGAAGUGGGCUGGUUGGUUCUGGCAGCAGGUGGUACCCCACUGAUGGGGGCCUUUGCUUGGAGGCUGGACAGAGUGACCUGAUGGAGGUUGGGCAGAGUGCCUUCCCACGCAAGGUCAGGCUAAAUGGCUGGGGUCACCCUGCCCCCCCCCCCCAACAUAUACAUUGAGUCAGUAUUCAAAGGGGCCCUAGCCAGGUGGCACAGUGCUGAGAGAAUCUGAUUUUCCGUUAGUCCCUCCCCCAGGAGGAGCAGGCCUUGGAGGCCUCCUUCCAUUCCUAUUAGAAGCCUUUCCCAGUGAUGAUGCGGCGGCCACAGGCCUGGGCUGGAGAGGCCCAGGGGCUUUCUCUUGGGCAGCCCCUCCCUCAGACCCCACCCCCUGCCCCAAUUUCCGUGGGAGGGGGUGGUCUUGUCGGCCUCAGGCCUUCCCCAGCUCGGACGUGCCUUGGCUCUGAAGUAAGGCAGUAUUCUUUGCCAAUGAGUCCCCCUUUCUCCCUUGGCCAGUGGGGGCUGCUUGUUGCUACUGCGUUUAUCGGCUGAUGCCUCUGCAUACAUUCGCAUAUAUCCUGGUGAAGAGCGUGGGGUUGUUCACUAUGGUGACGCUCUCGUUUCUGUGAUGCUGCUCUGUUCAGAAGGAGCUUUUCUUCUUGAGGCCCUGAGUGGGAGGGUUACUCUCCCCUUUUCCAGAGAAGAGAUCUCAGAGCAGGGCUCCCAUUGCAGCUUCAGAGGCAGCUGAGACCACACACACACACACACACACACACACACACACACUCACACUCUCUCUCUCUCUCUCUCUCUCUCUCUCUCUCUCUCUCUCUCUCUCUCUCUCUCUCUCUCUCUCUCUCUCUCUCUCUCUCUCUCCAGUGUGUGUCUCAUUGGGAUUGCAGUUGUCAAAACCAAAGGAAAAGGGGAAGCGUCUCUACUAUUUGGAUUCAGUUGGCACAAAGUAUUAAUAAACAGGAGCAUCAGUA